Aureococcus anophagefferens is the source of this 1125-nucleotide messenger RNA. RefSeq names its product expressed protein. Bases 1 to 1125 code for a protein of 374 amino acids. The record is from RefSeq and is a predicted model, not a curated record. The transcript is spliced from 6 exons. Lineage: Eukaryota; Pelagophyceae; Pelagomonadales; Pelagomonadaceae.
AUGAGGCUGUGUCAUGUAUGCGUUGCCAGUCUCCUUUGCUAUGCGUCUAGUACCAUCUUGCUUGAAAUAAUCUCGCCAGAUAGUGGUGCCUCGCUUGACUUGGCCGAUUUGCGUGCCAACGGUGGUAUCAAUGUGGAUAUCUCUGUGGUAGUUGAGACCCACGCAGAGUUUAUCCACGACGUCAACGGAAGCUCAAUCUGCAUAUACAUCAACGGGAGCACCUUUCCUAACAAUCUAAAGUUUGCAGCUGCGAAAGGCGCCCUGGGCCUUGUCAUGCCAACGACAGCAUGGCAAGUUGGGCGGACAUGGUUGCAUGUCCAAUUGUUCAAAACUAGCCAGUCUGGUCAACUGGAGUGUGGGGAGACUAACAGCGCGAUGCAGGUAGCAAGCAUGCCAAUAUUCAUUGACAUAGCUGACAGGAAAAGUCGCCAAUCAACAGCACAGCUGCUUAUCGUGGUUCCGGAUGCGCAUGUUUUUGCCCUGGAGAUACUCGAGUCAUCAAAUAUCUAUCCUUCUAUCACGCUCGUUGCCGAGUCCUCUCUAUUUGAUGGUGUGGUGGAGGACACCUGGCACAACUAUGCGCUGCAAAUGGCACUCAAACUGCUUGUGGCACGGCACGUGACAACAGAGCAUUACAUUACAUUAGAUGCCGACGUUGUUGUUGUCGGGGACUUGAGCGUUCACAGCGGAACCGCGGAGUAUCCACCCGCACUGGUGGCGAGGGUCUUCCGCACUACUAGGAAUCUCCGACGAAUCGUUUCCCAUGGCAGUGCCCUUACUGCCACGGCCUCAGUCAAGAAUCGUUUCGAAAAAAUUGACUGGCAAGAAGUUUGGCUCAGGUCCUGGGAGACUGGACUGUGGUGGAGUGAGUACACUCUAUACCGACUUGCACUUGACAGACACGGUCUUUUCAAGAAGCUCCACGCCGCCUACGGAUCCUCCAUUCUGUGUCAUGCGGUAUGGGUUCCAAGCGAAUUGCCUUGGGAUAUACUCGCGGCGUUUCGCGACCCCAUGUGCAUCUUUUCUCUAGUCCAAUCCACGACAAACACCCCACCCUCCGCAAUUGCCGCUAGUGUAAGCGCGCACAUGAGGGGGUGGCGGCGGGGGCGGGGUAGCUGGCUCUAG